AUGAGUAAUACUGCUGGAUCCAAGACAUUGCUGCGACUUCGAAGGAUGACUCCAUUUUGGAGAGGACUAUCCCUGCGUCCAGUUGGUGCUUCAUGCAGAGAUGACACGGAAUGUCUUACAAGACUGUGCAGGUAA
This is a messenger RNA of Staurois parvus, 135 nucleotides long. NCBI's taxonomy places the organism in Eukaryota, Metazoa, Chordata, Amphibia, Anura, Ranidae. The record is from the annotation of a GenBank genome assembly.